This is a messenger RNA of Phialemonium atrogriseum, 1681 nucleotides long. RefSeq lists its product as uncharacterized. Bases 123 to 1541 code for a protein of 472 amino acids. Lineage: Eukaryota; Fungi; Ascomycota; Sordariomycetes; Cephalothecales; Cephalothecaceae. Gene Ontology annotation, molecular function: DNA-binding transcription factor activity, RNA polymerase II-specific; zinc ion binding. The transcript has 3 exons. The record is from RefSeq and is a predicted model, not a curated record. Gene Ontology annotation, biological process: regulation of DNA-templated transcription.
GUUUGUAAUAUCCAAUACGCGCUCUCGCUACCAUCUUCUUGCCUGGCGCCGAAAUCCCUCUCUAUCUCUUUCUCUCAUACAACCUAGCCCGUCAGCCCCCCGACCCGUCAAGAGAGCUGUUCAUGGCCGUCGUUGCUCCACUACCCUUCAAAUCGAACCUGGGCUCCUGGGGAUCUAGCGACUCCGCUAUAUAUCCUGCCGAAUCACCAGAACCCAUGACAGACAUAAUGUCAUAUCAAUACCCGCCACCACCUCAAAAUGGCGCCGACAUGGAAAUGCCUCCUUCCGGAUACUACCAAGUGUCUCCAUCAGCACAUUCUGCAAUGGACAUGAGACCAAGUCCCGACUCGAGCCUCCCCCAUAGGGAGCGCCGAGACUCCAUGUCCAAGGCCAUGAAGAUAAAACGGUCCCUGUCGACCCCGAACGUCCGGCCACCGCAGGCGCAGCCGCCGCAACCGCCGCCGCAACCGCCACAGCCCACUGCACAGGAACAGAACCAGUUCAAUCUCGCAGAAAAGAGGAGGAACAAGCUGGGCUAUCAUCGAACAUCCGUCGCUUGUGGCCACUGUCGCCGACGCAAAAUCCGGUGCAUACCAUCGCCUGCAGAUGUCCAGGGGCGCUGCGUCAACUGCAUCCGCCUGAAGAAAGAAUGCAGCUUCUACCCGGUGGACCAGCAGCCGCCUCAAGACACGAGACAAAAGUCGGCGUCGCGAUCGUCGGUUGGCCCCAAGAUCGCCUCCGCUUCGUCCUCACCGGCGAUGCAGAGCGGACUCCCAUCAGACAUGCACGGACAGCAGCCCUAUCCGCAACUGACGAUGCCGUCGAUCCAGAACAUGGCGCCGCCGAUGAAGCCGCCGGGGUCAGAGAGCUUCCCCCCCGAAGCAAAGAUGCCAUCAGGCGCUUCCGGCGCCCGAAACUUCGAUUACGGACACGCCGGUAUGACGAACUGGAUGUCUCCAGACGCCAACCCCAACUCGUCCAAGCCCGGGGACUUGAAUGCGACCUGGAGAUCCUAUCCGACCGAAUCGCCAAUAACCCCGGCCUUCUCUCCCUACACGCCGCAUGCCCCGCCACCGUCGGCGACAUGGACGACGCCGGUCAGCGCCGAACCGUCGUCCCGGGAAGACAUGCACUGGUCUCCGUACUCGGCACCGCCCACUCGGUCCCUGUCUUUUGGAGCCGAGAGCAUGACAAGCCACCCCCAGCAAUAUCCGCCCAUCUCGCAGGUAGGCCCCCACUCGGGUCGGCCGUACGAUCGCAAGUCGGGCUCCGUGCCGUCCGACAUGUACCAGCCCCCGAACUCGACGACAAUCCCUGGAGUCGAGACAAUCUCGGGGACUGCGAUGGACCACCACGUCUCCCUGUCGGCAGGAGCUGCCCCGCCGCCGAGCUAUGAGACGUGGCAACAACCGUACCCUUAUGGGAAGCCCGGCGACAGCUAUGGAGGAUGGUAUGGGGAUCAGGGGGCACACCAACCGCAGGUUCACCACCCGAAUGAACAUCCUCCACCCGGAUCCAGCAUGUAUUAUGCCGAGCGAUGAGGCCCGAGAUGGCGCGCCAGCCGGCCGGCCCGUCGAACCUGAAUCUCCGGAGGUUAACUACUCCGGCGGACAGGAAAUUAAAAGAGCUUGUGUACACCCCCGGUCUCGCGCUCACCGUCGGCCCUUGCGCAUUGGGGCGG